CUCUUUCACAGAUGGCGCUACAAUUUUUCUCCCUUAUCCAGUUUAGGUAGAUUAGGCACUUUGCUAUAUAAUUGCUAUACAUAUAACUUAUCGUUGCCCUCGUGUGUGCGUGUGUGUGUGUUGCGUAUUUGCCGGCUAGUGUUUUGUCGCGCGUUAUCGCGAUUAAUAAAUGUGAACUUUUUAACAUAAAACGCGGGUUAUAUCAGGCGAUGAUCAUGGCGCAAGUACGUUACACCCGUAAUUUGUUUCUACGUGGGAUCUGCAUUAUAUAUCUCUUCGCAUUCCUCAGCUUUUACAUACAAAUUCCAGGAUUAUAUGGCGAUAAUGGAAUUCUACCAGCCAAAGGCCAGAUAGAUCUCAAAGCACGCGCAACAUUAUCAAAUAAAUUGAAGCAGAAACCUACAUUGUUAUGGUUUGCUCCGUAUUUAGGUUUAAACGUGGAGUAUAUGUUGGAUGUAUUGUCUCUUCUUGGAAUUGUUUUGUCCUUUGCAGGAUUUGUUUCGCAAAAGUUCUGCAUUGUGCCAGUAUUUGCAGGAUUAUGGUCUCUAUAUUAUUCUUUAUAUCAAAUUGGCCAGACGUUUAUGUGGUUCCAAUGGGACAUAUUAUUGUUAGAGGCUGGAUUCCUGUGUAUGCUUGUGGCUCCGUUCUGGUAUCGUCGUAAAAAGCUGAGUACUUCAAGCGAUUCCGUGACAUUCUGGAGUGUGCGUUGGCUGCUUUUUCGACUUAUGUUUUCCAGCGGUGUAGUUAAACUCACUUCGGGAUGUCCAGUGUGGUGGAAAUUGGAUGCUUUAAAUAUUCACUUUGAAUCACAAUGUAUUCCCACUGCUCUGGCUUGGUACGCACACCAUUUACCAACAUGGUUUCUACGACUGUCAACCGUUGGUGCAAAUGUUAUUGAACUUGCCGUACCAUUCUUAUUUUUCUUCCCAAAUAAGAAAGUGAGACUGGUUGCAUUUUACUUGCAGGUGUUUCUGCAAGUUUGCAUUAUUGCCACUGGAAACUACAAUUUUUUCAAUUUCCUCACUAUUUGUUUAUGUGUGUCUUUGUUAGACGACCAAUUUUUUUACAAGCGAAAAUCUAAAAUUGACACGAAGUCUCGCGUUUUGAACCAUCUCUCUACGUUAGUAAAUAUAUUAGUUUAUGGAGGAGUAUUAUACGGGACGUACAUUUAUUAUGAUCUCAAGUUAACGGAAAAUUGGACCAUUGAAUCUAAUAUUGCAUUUACACAAGAACAAUUCGAUCACGUUCUUUAUCGCGCAUUAGCAUUUUCCACAUAUGUUGGCGCAUCGUCUCUUGGAAUUGCGGUGAUAGAUGCAUUAUCCGACUCUACCAUUUUUACUAAGGGAAUUCGUAACAAAAUAACAACAACACUGAUUACAGUCUUUUAUUCUGUAGCUAUAUGGUUGAUUUUUGUUUUGAGCUUGGUACCGCUUUCCAGUUUGCAUUCGUCUUACAAUGCAACAGUGAACAACGAAAUAAAACAGAUGUACGAAAAGGUAAAUCAUCUUCAUAUAGUAAACAGUUACGGGCUAUUUCGUCGUAUGACAGGUGUCGAUGGUAGACCGGAAGUUAUAAUAGAAGGCAGCGACGAUAUCGAUGGACCAUGGAAGGAAUAUGAAUUUUUGUACAAGCCAGGAAAUGUUAAUAACUCGUUACCAUUUGUUGCGCCUCAUCAACCUCGUCUCGACUGGCAAAUGUGGUUUGCCGCUUUGGGCACAUAUCAUCAAAAUCCGUGGUUAAUGUCGCUAGCUUACCGUUUGUUAAACGGACAACCCGAGGUGUUGGCUCUCAUGAAUACUGUUGAGAAUCCAUUUCGAAAUAGACCGCCUAAAUAUAUCAAGGCUAGUUUAUUUAUCUAUCAUUAUACGCCGUGGAGCCAAACACAUAACACUCACGCUUGGUGGACUAGAGAAAAAGUGAAAGAAUACUUUCCUAUAUUUACUCAAGAUCAUCAUCCGCUCAUCGAAUACUUAGCGAAAAUGAAAAUUCUUAACGAAAAAUCAAGUUUUAAGGUCACAAAUGAACCACUCAAAUUAAUUCUAAAUAGUCUUCGAUCCUUGGCCAGUAAGAUGGAAGCAAGUUUAUUCUUGUGGAGCGUUUUUACAGCCGGAUGGGUGAUAAUUGUAACAAGUUUCAACAGUUCGGUAUCGAAAAAGAAAUAGUUAUCGGGUAACGUAUAAUUAUUUAAACAAGAAAUUUAUUACAAAACAUUAAACCAUUAACUAAAAAAAAGUAAGUUUCUUUCAUUGUUAAACCAUUAAAAUCGAAUGUUAAUAAAAUAGAAUCCAAAAGAUUAAAACAUACAUAUACUAACUGCUUAUAAAAUUACAUAACAUACAUGUAUUGAAUGUGUAAAAUAUUAUAUUUUUUCCAUUUAACAGAUCAUUUAUGUGCAAUGUGAAUCAUUGUAUAAACAUAUUAUUUUUCAAACUGAAGAAAAAGAGGCGUGUAACACCUCAUACAAAUUAACAUUUACUCUCGGUAUUGAUAAAUGUGUACAAUGAACAUAAUAUAAUCGAACUAGACUUUUUGUAUCUUAUCUACACUGUCAAGAUAUUUAAUAUUUUUUAUUUAUGCAAAGAUGAUAAUUAUUAUUUGUUUUUUUUUUAUUACUAUUUUGUGUAAAAUCCUCUGUUUUUUUUCAAAAAAUGUCAUUUUUUAUCGAGCAUUAUCUCAUUAAUUCGUAAGACGUUAUACAACAUAUAUAAUAUACACGCACAAGUACAUAUAUAGAUAAUGUCAGAAAAGAAGGUACUUACGUAUACUUUAAGAUAUAUAACGUUGUCUUGCAUAAUUCAUCAUUUAUGAAUCAUGUUUGUCUGUAUCGUUUUGCUUCUGAUAUUAUUUACAUAUAAGUUUGUACGAUUGAAUUAAUUUUGAUAUACUUUGUACACAAACUUGCGCGGGUGUGUUCUACCACACAUAUACACUCACUCUUACUACUCUUACUACUCUUAUAACUUUUCAAUGUUCUCUAUUUACAUGCAGAACCUAUUAUCAACAAUGCUGUUGAUAAUGUGCGACAUACAUCUGUGUAUGUGAUAAUAUGCACAUGUAUAUAUAUAUUCUCCAUGUUCUUUAGAUUACUACAAUCACAGUCAUCCUGCAUUAUACGAAAUUUAUUUUCAGAAGACUAUAUAUUUGUAAUAAGAGCUAGUCUUAUAUAUAUAUAUAUAUAUAUAUAUAUGUAUGUAUAUCUUCUUUAUUAUAAAACUUUAAACUAUGUAACAUGUUUAUACAUAUGGAUAAACAAAUAAAACUGUUUAGUGCUUCCUCUUU
This is a messenger RNA of Pseudomyrmex gracilis, 3279 nucleotides long. Its product is annotated as lipase maturation factor 2-like. Gene Ontology annotation, cellular component: endoplasmic reticulum membrane. The record is from RefSeq and is a predicted model, not a curated record. The coding region runs from base 210 to 2162 and encodes 650 amino acids. Gene Ontology annotation, biological process: protein maturation. The transcript has 10 exons. Lineage: Eukaryota; Metazoa; Arthropoda; Insecta; Hymenoptera; Formicidae.